AUGGCAGCAGGCGAGCAAAGACUGGCAGUGUUUCCCACCCGAAUGUCCCUAGGACAGCUACAAACGCGCACACAGAGCGCAGAGAAGGGCAAGAACCUGAUAAAACGAAGAGGCGACGCCCUCCAAGUGAAGCACAAAGAAAUUGCAUCAAAGCUUUUAGCAAAGAAGAUGGAGCUUGAAAAAGAAAUAGAAAGCGCGUUUUUCUACCUAUCCCGCACGGAGUUUUACGGAGGAGACAUGCGGCUUGCCCUGCAGCAGGCCAAAACAAAGCCGCUUUCUGUCCAAAUCGAGCUGGAGGGUGUUUCAGGGCUUAUAAUUCCGUCCUACCAAAUAGCUGAGCCCCCUGCCCCCAUAUACUUCAUAGGCACCUCGGGGAAGCUUAUCGGAGACACCCGCAACCAGUUUGUGCGCUGCCUUUCCCUGAUGGUUGAAAUGGCCAGCCUUCAGGUCUCCUUUGAAAUGGUGGACCAAAUGGUGCUGGCCACCAACAGGCGGGUGAAUGCCCUGGAGCAUGUGCUCAUUCCGAAGCUCGAGAACACAAUUAUGUAUGUGCAGUCAGAGCUGGACGAGCAGGAUAGAGAGGAGUUUUUUAGGCUGAAAAAGGUGCAAACCAAAAGACGCAACGCGUAG
Nematocida major is the source of this 630-nucleotide messenger RNA. Its product is annotated as V-type H+-transporting ATPase subunit D. The transcript has a single exon. The record is from RefSeq and is a predicted model, not a curated record. NCBI's taxonomy places the organism in Eukaryota, Fungi, Microsporidia. Bases 1 to 630 code for a protein of 209 amino acids. Gene Ontology annotation, cellular component: proton-transporting V-type ATPase complex; vacuolar membrane. Gene Ontology annotation, molecular function: proton-transporting ATPase activity, rotational mechanism.